GUGUGUGUGUGUGUGUAGCGGGGAGGAUGGGUGUAUGGCCCAGAUUUUCUGGCCGUCUGGUUUUGAAGUGGCAUUUUACAUUAAAGAGAUACAGAGAUCAUUGGAGAGGUCGUCAGAAAAUGAGACUCUGGCCCCACCUCUAGAAAACUACCUUUUUGUUCUCUAACCUGGGUUACUUUUCUUCUCUCAGCUUCAGUUUUGUCUCUAAGGAGUUUGAACUAAGAGACUUUUAAGGUUUGUGAGUCCAUUAAAUUCAGAUGCUGAACAUUUGAACCAGCUGCUGAGGUUUCUGAAGAUGAUUCCUCUGAGGACUGCCCAGGAUUUCUUUUGUACAUAAGGAAACAAAAAACCAAAAAGCUGAUGUAUAGAGGUAUUGGUGGUGGGUGUUACAAUGUGAAGCAGAGCCCCCCCGCCGAAAAAAUGACAGAAGGUGUAUCAGAAAAGUAUUCUAAUCAGUAAAAUAUAAAAUAUAGAUGAGUCAGUGCCUGCAUGAACUUUAGCUUCUGUGAUUUUUCAUCUAAGGGCUUGGUAGUCUAACUUUGAGGACACUUAGGAUCUGUUUCUGUGUUACAUUAAUUCACACUUUGUGGAGAGGAGUUGGGUGGUUAUGCUGCUGGAGGCUUGGAAUUUGUGACAAGUUGAGGCCCUCGGGCCAAACUGAGUGGCCUUAGCCCAAUCAAUGCACAGGAAAUACCGGACCCCAAGGACUGUGUGCUGUGCUUGACCACAGAGAGGAGUCUGAGGCCUGUGCUGACCCAUGUUGACCCUGUACAUUGAUUUUUUUUGCUCCCUUUUUUGUUGUUGUUUUGUGCAGAUUGAAGCCAGUGUCUUGCACCAGCCAGGCAAUCUUCUUCCUCUUUUUUUCAACCAGGCUUCCCUUUCCAGGUAAAAAACAGUAACCACAAGGCAGAAACCGUAUUAUUUUAGCCUCUCUGUCUGGAGAGUGAUGAGCAUUUAGCGGCGGUAAUGUUUUGGCGUUCCCUGUCUGGAAUGAUUGUUCACAUCAGGCAGCAGUCUGCCUCUGGGGAGGCUGGCCUCUUGGGUUGGGUGUCCUGCAUCUGGGACGGGAAAACCAGUGAAGGGCAAGAAAGGUCAGCUGCUCCCUUUGGAUGUGGACACAUUUUGUAUAAGGUCAUUGCACCUUGCUCAAUAGAGCCAUUCCCAGAAAAUGCAGUAAGGUGGCUUUCUUUGCCCUUUUGGAUUCUUUCUGACCUUAUUCAGCCCACAGUAAGGACACCAGAUCCUGAGGGCUGUGUCCCCUAAGAGGCUAACUGACCCUUCACUUGGUUGGUGCUGAAGACAGACAAAUGAUUAACCCUCUGGAAUCUCUGUUUAGACCCUAGUUAUGGUCAUGAGUUCAGCCUUUUGAACUGUGGGCUGAAAUUGUUUUUCCAGCCUUCCACCCAAUCGGGUGUCCCUGCCUGCCUGGACUGUGGUAUGGAAACUCUCCCUUGGGAGAGAGUAAUGGGCAGGAGGCGUGGGAAAUGGUGGGAGGAAGCUUCCAACUGCUGCCGGCCAGACCAGCAUCCCACUGAGGAGAUGGAACAAGAAGAAAAUCAGGGUGCCUGUGAACACCAGGACUCAGAAGACAGAGAGAUGGGCUCUGAUUUUGAGAACACCGAGGACAGGGAAGGGGACCCAGAGGAAAGAGGAAUGGAUUCUAAUUCACAGGAUGUGGGAGAGAAGGGCCACCUGGUGCAGGAGACGGACUCCAGCCCUCAGGAUGAAGCUCUGAGAAGGGACAUGAAGGGGAGGGACAUAGCACCCAGCGUCUGCACAGAGGAGCUGCUGAGUUUGGAAGAAAGGGCUGCUCCCCCCGAGGAAGAGGACGACCAGGCAGGUGUGGCUGACAUGGCUAUGUUUCCAGGCCUGUCUGAGUCGGACAGCUUGGCCCGGAGCCCGGAAGAGGAGGGAGAGGACAGCGCUGGGGAGAACCGGCUGGAGGAACAGCCGCCCCCUCCUGUACUUCCCUGGAGGCGCCACCUCUCCCUGGGGAGUCGGCACCGGGGCGACAAGCCCUCCCACCGCCGCUUCCACCGGCUGCACCACCCCCUGGCCGUGGACCUCGGGGAGCUUGACAGCCUGGUGGCCAGCAUCAUGGACGCGCCCACCAUCUGCCCGGACUGCGGAGAGAGCUUCAGCCCAGGCACAGCCUUCCUGCAGCACCAGCGCAUGCAUCGCCUGGCAGAGGCCGCCGCGGUGGCCAGCCUGGAGCCCUUCGGCCUGGCGGGCGAGUGCGGGGCGGUGGUGGGCAUGAUGGGGGUGAGUGUGGCGGGGGGCUUCGGAGCGGGGCCCACGCUGCCCCGACCCCCGCGCGAGAAGCCUUUCCGCUGCGGGGAGUGCGGCAAGGGCUUCAGCCGCAACACCUACCUGACAAACCACCUGCGCCUGCACACGGGCGAGCGGCCCAACCUGUGCACGGACUGCGGCAAGAGUUUCAGCUGGCGCGCAGACCUGCUCAAGCACCGGCGCCUGCACACGGGCGAGAAGCCCUACCCGUGCCCCGAGUGCGGCGAGGCCUUCAGCCUCAGCUCACACCUGCUCAGCCACCGGCGCGCACACGCGGCGGCCAGCGGGGCGGGCACGGAGGCGCUGCGGCCCUUCUCCUGCGGGGAGUGCGGCAAGGGCUUCGUGCGCAGGUCCCACCUAGCCAACCACCAGCGCAUCCACACGGGCGAGAAGCCACACGGCUGUGGCGAGUGCGGGAAGCGCUUCAGCUGGCGCUCAGACCUGGUGAAGCACCAGCGCGUGCACACGGGAGAGAAGCCCUACAUGUGCUCCGAGUGCGGCGAGACCUUCAGCGUGAGCUCGCACCUCUUCACGCACAAGCGCACGCACUCGGGCGAGCGGCCCUACGUGUGCCGCGAAUGCGGCAAGGGCUUCGGGCGCAACUCGCACCUGGUGAACCACCUGCGGGUGCACACAGGCGAGAAGCCCUUCCGCUGUGGCCAGUGCGAAAAGCGCUUCAGCGACUUCUCCACGCUCACUCAGCACCAGCGCACACACACGGGCGAGAAGCCCUACACGUGCAUCGAGUGUGGCAAGAGCUUCAUCCAGAGUUCGCACCUGAUCCGCCACCGCCGCAUCCACACGGGCAACAAGCCGCACAAGUGCGCCGGCUGUGGCAAAGGCUUCCGCUACAAGACGCACCUCGCGCAGCACCAGAAGCUGCACCUGUGCUAGGGGGUGGAGCGAGUGAGUGGGGAGAGGGUGUCCCGGGAACAGACCCUGUGGAAGGACGUGGGGGGGGAGGGGCGGGAGGGACAAUCUGAGAGCCACUGAAGGGCCUUGUGGUGUCCUGGGGUCCGGAAGGGAAGGGUUGAGGAGGUGUUAUUUCGGGGUGCUAUAUUUUGCGUACCUCCUCUCCAUCAAAGAAACUUGGGAGGUGUGCUUGAGUGGAUGAGGGAAGAGCGUGUUUUGAGUCGUGGCUCUGAGGACCUUCAGGAAGAUUUGCAGUGGGAAACAAGAUGACAGGCACAGAGUACGUUGGGCUUCGAUGGUCUGUGGGAAUCGGAAGAAGCCAUGGCUGGAAUGAGAGUCAUGGUGUAACCUAAAAUGCGGGUAUAAAUCUACCGGUCCCACUAGGUGGUAAGCAGUGUUUGCCCUGAUGCCCGCCACCCCACCCUAUCAGCUAUAGUCGACCCUGUAGGAGAGGAUAUGGGCUGUACUCUUCCUUUCCUUUCUCUGAGCCACAGUUAGCUGCUAUUUUGAGGCCUCAAGGGGAAACUGGUCAUGAAAGACGACACUUUCAUUUUAAGGGGCAGCCUCUGGGCUGUAGAAAUUAAUUUAUAACUGGUUCUCAGAUCUUUUGGAAAAUUCUGCUCCUGGUUCUUUGCCACUUCCUUGAAAAGCACUCUGGCUUCAUGGUGAGUCCAGGUUGUUCAUGAGGAUGACCUAUCUCUGGGUCUCUGUCACAGGCAUACACCAGGCCCAGUACUUUUUUUUUAAGGUCUCACUUGUGAUUUUUCAGGUACAGGGAAAUGGACCCGUCUCAGCUUUGUGUGACUUUCCCUUCUCAGGUCGGCUUUCAAGUGAACAUCAGACUAUCAACAGCUCCCCCGGCCACCUACAAAAAUGAAUUUAGCUCAGUUUUGCUGGCCUUCUGUGAGAAAUCCAGGGGAGUAAAGUUUGUAUGUUGAAAUGCAAGGCUCCUUUGUCUCAUUUGCCUUCACUUUGCAGGCGUGUGCCCUGUCCCCCACUAAGCCCCACCUCCAUCCUUACUAAUGAGGGGUCUAGUCCAAGCAGCAAUUUCUGUUUCUGAUGUGUGGAAGCACUGUAGAAAUCUCAAGGCUUUACACAGAGGGGGCACAGUCUGAGAGAGGUGUAAAUGCAACAUUGCCAAAUAGCACAAGCGAUGAAUGUUUUCUAGUUGUUAUAUAGAUGCCAAAAUAGCACUUUUGGAUUUGCAAAGUGCUUUAUGCUUUUUAAUGAUUGUUAGUUGUUUCUCACAUCUUCGUGAGGUGAAUCAGUAUUAUGACCUCUUUUAGGGAAGGCCUGGGGACAGGAACGUGGCAGGUUGUCCUGAAGGAAGGCAGAGGAUAGCAUGAAUUGGUGUUGCCUGACCUUUCGUGUUCUCUGGGUCAGCUGCUAGGAAAACUUAACUUGUCAUGACUAUAUGAUAAGGACACUGAACAGUUUUAUUCCUGAUGGAAAGCUCAAAUCUAGCCUAGAAGGGCCAAAGACGUCCUUAUUGACAAAGCUGGUCUUUGUCACCUAUGUAGGGUGUCCUAGCUCUGUUCCAUUUCUAGUAGGGGGCUGUAGUUAAAUAACUGGUGUAGAUUUCAGUCCCCUAUGCUGAAAAUUCCCUCCCCUAGGUUAGCCUUAGAAGUUAGAGUUGUGGAAAGGAGUGUUUUCUUCACUAAUAUUUGUUACCCUCUACUAUUCAUAGAAGCAUUUUCACAAACUGUUGGACACAGUUGAAAGAGGAAAAAGCUACAAAAUUGUUUUUACAGUUUUAGCAAAGUUUCUGUGAAUGCUAGUAAUUUAUACUUGAUCAGUUGUAUUCUAGCAAAGAACCUCUUUGGGGACUGUAGGAAAGCAUGUUUUUGUCAUAACAAAAUAUCCUGAAAAUUUUGGGUUGUAUAUUGCCUAUUUUCCUUGCCCUCUUAAUCAUUUUGUUAUUAUUGACAAAUGAAAAUGGAUGUUCAUACUAGGCAUAGUUUUGAAAGACACUAAUUCAUUUUUAUUUUAGUCAAGACUACACAAGCAAAGUACCUAUCUUAUUUAUUCUGACUUUUGUAGUCUGAAUAUCAAGUGUAUACGAUCUGUCUAAAAAUAAUACAGUAUAAUUUGUAGGUAAUCCUUGUGGUGUUUUUUUUUUUUUAAGCACAUCUACCUCUUCCAGCUGUUUUAAGUUCUCUCAAGUCUGUGCCUAUAAAAAUCUCAUCCAGCGUUUGAUUGUUUAUGAAUGGAUUAUUGACUUUAUGGGUUUUUUGGUCUUUUGCUGCCAUCAUUACAUAGUCCUGUCAGCAUCAAAUGUGUUACCUAUUAGCAAAAUUGGAUUUCAGUAGCGAGUGGGGAUCAAAGCUAACGUGAAACAAUGGCAAAAUCUUUGGACUUUGCCCCUCUUGUCCUUUUUAUUACUGUGGAGGAUAAGAGUCAGCUAUGGCAUUAGAAUCCCUUCUGUGAGCAAACUCCUCAGCAGUAGCAAACUGUUUAGCCAUUGGCACCUGAUCUCAUGGUGUUUUUAAAAUGUGAUUCCAUAUUUCUUAUGUUUCUCCAGGGUAUACACCCAUAUUAAGUGAAGCUAAAUGCAUUCAGGAGGUUGUUGUUUUUAAUUUUAGAGUAAUACUAUUUCUUCAGCAAACCCUGUUAAGUGUGGUUCACCCUUGGAAAUGUUUAAAGAUUCUUUGCUCCAAAUCAUUAGUGAUGGUGGCAGUAAGUGUAUUAAUUUGUUUCCUGGGGAAUUUGGCCAAGACCUCUGCUAAGCAAAACCUGAAGCAGUUAAAGUUUAAGUGGUUGUGAUUAAAUCUUGAGUUCUGGGUUGGAGGGAGAUGAACAGUUAACCCCUUGAGCCAUAUGUUCUCUUUGCAGUCAAGAGGCUGUACAUAUGUGAAAAGGUACAAAUUAAGGAUUUGUUCAUAGACAAUCUGAACUGUUUCUGAAGUUUGUGCACACUGUCAUUCACUGUAAUGUUACUUUACAUGUUUGUUAAAAUAGUGAAUAAUUUAAUGCUCCUGAGAGUAACAGGUUUUGUGUGAGUGCGAUUGUAAAUGUGAGAAUUGCCUUGUUUUCAGGUUGUUUUAUUUAAUAAUGGUUCUUUGGACAGUAUUCUGGUGCACAGCAACAAAUAUGGAAUAUUUGUCAUUAAAUCCGUACCAGUCUUUUACUGUUCUACUUCCUUAUUUGUUACUCAUACAUUCAAAGUCACACAGUUUGAUCUAACAGAAGCUGUGUUAUGGUAAAAGAGGGGUUGGUGAACUACCAGAUCUGGCCUGACUCUUUUUGUAAAUAAAAUUUUAUUGGAAUACAGUUUCA
Messenger RNA from Heterocephalus glaber (naked mole-rat), 6477 nucleotides. RefSeq names its product zinc finger protein 697 (gene Znf697). Gene Ontology annotation, molecular function: RNA polymerase II cis-regulatory region sequence-specific DNA binding; DNA-binding transcription factor activity, RNA polymerase II-specific. Gene Ontology annotation, biological process: regulation of transcription by RNA polymerase II. NCBI's taxonomy places the organism in Eukaryota, Metazoa, Chordata, Mammalia, Rodentia, Bathyergidae. The record is from RefSeq and is a predicted model, not a curated record. Gene Ontology annotation, cellular component: nucleus.